GGCGUCGUGUGAGGCGGGAGGAUGCGCCGGGGGAGACGACGGCUGGCACCACGGAGGAAGGUAGUCUGAUCCCAGCAAAAAUACUGGAUGGACUAGGGGCAUGGGGAUCUGAAGACCUGUUUCUCCUAGAAGAGUGGUAAAAGAAGGAGAGAUGGGAAACCCAGAAAGCACUGGAGAUGCGUAUGUUGCUGUGAUUCGUCCAAAAAAUACUGCUAGCCUGAAUUCUCGGGAAUAUCGAGCUAAAUCCUAUGAAAUAUUGUUGCUUGAAGUUCCCAUCGAAGGCCAAAAGAAGAAAAGAAAGAAAGUUUUGCUGGAAACUAAACUGCAGGGAGGCACUGAGAUAACCCAGAGCAUCUUGGAUUAUGUGUUAGAAGCCACCAAACCAAUUUCACCAGCCAAUCAGGGUAUUAAAGGAAAGCGUGUAGUGUUAAUGAAGAAGUUUCCUCUUGAUGGAGAGAAGGCAGGUCAGGAGGCAUCACUUUACAUUGUUCCGACUGUUGUGAAAGAUAAUACAAAAUACGCUUACAGCCCUGGAUGCCCUGUGUUCUAUUGUUUACAAGACAUCAUGAGAGUCUGCAGCGAAUCCAGCACCCAUUUUGCUACGCUUACUGCGAAAAUGUUAAUUGCCUUGGAUAAGUGGUUGGAUGAGCGGCAUACCCAGUCUCACUCCAUCCCAGCUUUAUUCAGACCAUCUCCUCUUGAGAGAAUCAAAACGAAUGUAAUAAACCCUGCCUACGCUACAGAACCUGGCCAGACAGAGAGCUCAUUGCACAUGGGUUAUACUGCCCUGGAAAUAAAGAGUAAAAUGCUGGCACUGGAGAAAGCAGAUAUGUGUAUCUAUAAUCCUUUGUUUGGCUCUGACCUUCAGUAUACUAAUAGGGUUGACAAAGUGGUAAUAAAUCCAUACUUUGGUCUUGGAGCUCCAGACUAUUCAAAGAUUCAGAUUCCUAAAAGAGAAAAGUGGCAACGUAGCAUGAGCAGUGUCGCGGAGGACAAGGAACACCAGUGGGUAGAUGAUUUCCCUCUCCACCGCAGUGCUUGUGAAGGCGACUCUGAUUUACUAAGCCACCUUCUGGAUAAAAAGUUUUCUGUUAAUCAGUUAGAUAGUGACCACUGGGCACCUAUCCAUUAUGCAUGCUGGUAUGGAAAAGUUGAAGCCACUCGAAUGCUGUUGGAGAAAGGGAAGUGCAAUCCCAAUCUUUUGAAUGGCCAGCUCAGUUCUCCUCUUCAUUUUGCUGCUGGAGGUGGGCAUGCUGAAAUAGUACAAAUUCUACUAAAUCAUCCAGAAAUUGACAGACACAUUACUGAUCAACAAGGAAGAUCUCCACUGAAUGUCUGUGAAGAGAACAAACAAAAUGAGUGGGAAGAAGCUGCAAAACUGCUGAAGGAAGCCAUAAAUAAGCCUUAUGAAAAGGCACGUAUUUAUCGUAUGGAUGGGUCUUAUCGUUCCGUUGAGUUGAAACAUGGAAACAAUACUACUGUACAGCAGAUAAUGGAGGGGAUGCGUUUGUCUCAAGAAACUCAGCAAUACUUCACUAUCUGGAUCUGUUCUGAAAACCUCAGCCUCCAACUAAAGCCAUAUCACAAGCCUUUGCAGCAUAUUCGAGACUGGCCUGAAAUAUUCACUGAACUGACAAACUUGGAUCCUCAUAGGGAAACUUCACAGCUUUUCCUGAGAAGAGAUGUGAGACUCCCACUGGAAAUAGAAAAAAAGAUUGAGGAUCCAUUGGCUAUUCUUAUCCUUUUUGAUGAAGCCAGAUACAAUUUACUGAAAGGUUUCUAUACAUCACCUGAUGCCAAGCUGAUCACACUGGCCAGUCUGCUUCUACAAAUAGUCUAUGGAAAUUAUGAGAGCAAGAAACAUAAACAGGGCUUUCUAAAUGAAGAAAAUCUUAAAUCUAUAGUACCAAUCACUAAACUAAAAAGUAAAGCUCCUCACUGGACAAACAGGAUACUUCAUGAAUACAAGAAUCUCAGCACCAGCGAAGGUGUAAGUAAAGAGAUGCACCACCUUCAGCGCAUGUUCUUGCAGAAUUGCUGGGAAAUUCCUACAUACGGAGCAGCUUUUUUCACGGGACAGAUAUUCACCAAAGCAAGUUCAAGUAGCCAUAAAGUGAUUAAAGUAUACGUAGGAGUAAAUGUAAAAGGGCUGCACCUCCUCAACAUGGAAACAAAGGCUUUACUCUUAAGCCUCAAGUAUGGUUGCUUUAUGUGGCAGCUGGGAGAUGGAGAUACAUGUUUUCAAAUCCACAGUCUGGAAAACAAAAUGAGCUUUAUUGUGCAUACCAAACAGGCAGGUCUCGUCGUGAAACUUCUGAUGAAAUUAAAUGGCCAGUUAAUGCCGAGUGAAAGAAAUGAAUGAUGGAAAUGAACAGUAGUUCCGAAACUGCAUCUGAUGGCUAAGCAAAAACCAACUUGUAUCUCCUCGUAACAGAAGGCUUCCAUGAACAUGAAUUUUACACAAUACAGAAGUCAGUUUGUACAGUUUUUUAACUUUGUACAGAAGCUGCAUGGUUUAUUUAAAAGAAAAUAUCCUAUACAACGUAUCUAUUAUUUUUAUAAAUAUUUUUGUGGGUCAUACAUAAGCUAUUGUAGGGCUUUAGUUUAACCAAUAAAGCUAAUGAAAUGUAAAUGGUUGACCAAGAUGGACGAGCAUGAAUCAAGUAAGGCUUUUGUUCCCACAGGACUAUGGGACAACCAGUGCCAUUAAGCAAGUCUCAGUUAACCUGUUUACCUUUCAUGUAGUUCUGUGGAACAUCAAGGAGGCUGUAUAUGUUACAGUAUUUUGUAGACACACUUUAAGAUACUGUUGGUAAGUGUGACCAGUUAGACCUUUGAGCAACUACUUUUGAUAAACUUGCUUUUCAUUUGAUUUCUGAAAAACGUUACAGCUGGCCUUGGGUUUAGUCUUAACUUUCUUAUACUUUAUAUUCAUAUUUAUUCUAAAAUCCUGCAUGAGGAUGUCAAAAGGGAAGUAACUUUAAAUCACUCAGAAGCCAUAUUAUAUGUUUAGCAUGCUUGGGUUGGUUUGUUUUUUAAAUAAUGGAUUUUUACUUUUGCUGUGCAAUAUAAGAUGUGUAUAUGGAGGAGAAGGAGGUACAGAUUUACAAAUGAAUCUUACUCAGAGGACUUCAGAAAGUUUAAUAAAUCUUACCCUGGAUUGCAGCACAUAGGCAGUAAAUAAAAACUCAGAUAGGAGGUACUAAGUUAUUUCUGUUAAAACUAAUUUUCCUACUGAUUACUUAAGUUUCUUGAGGCUACAAGCAGUGCAGGAUGCAGAAAUGAAGAUUUAUAUUCCAAGGAAGUCAGACACAGUUGGUAAGCACCUGCCUGGUCUAUGCAGAGUCAGGAUUGGGUCUCAAUGAGCUGGGACCCUAUGCAAUCUGAAACAUAUCCUUGUACAUUAAAAUAGUAUCCAUAACACUUCAAAAUUUCUGGUUGUAUUUCAGGGGUUUAAGUGCACUUGACUGUUUCUUCCAUGUAAACUGCAUGCUAAACCAGUGUGCAAUAUUUUGUAAAAAAGUUUUUUUUUUUAACAAUGAAAAUUAGCACUUGCCUCUAAGUUUUCAAAUAAAAGCAAAAAUGAAUGUU
Molecule: messenger RNA, 3591 nt
Organism: Neopsephotus bourkii (Bourke's parrot)
Lineage: Eukaryota; Metazoa; Chordata; Aves; Psittaciformes; Psittacidae
Gene: KRIT1
Product: KRIT1 ankyrin repeat containing
Exons: 18
Coding region: 152-2362 (736 amino acids)
Biological process (GO): regulation of establishment of cell polarity; cell redox homeostasis; negative regulation of angiogenesis
Cellular component (GO): cytoskeleton; plasma membrane
Molecular function (GO): protein binding
Source: RefSeq, a predicted model, not a curated record